Molecule: messenger RNA, 1787 nt
Organism: Micropterus dolomieu (smallmouth bass)
Lineage: Eukaryota; Metazoa; Chordata; Actinopteri; Centrarchiformes; Centrarchidae
Gene: cox11
Product: cytochrome c oxidase assembly protein COX11, mitochondrial
Exons: 5
Coding region: 224-1003 (259 amino acids)
Cellular component (GO): mitochondrial inner membrane
Molecular function (GO): copper ion binding
Source: RefSeq, a predicted model, not a curated record
ACUGCUGCUGUCCAGCGGUGAACGUGAAUGACAGCGGAGCUCCUCUUCGAAGGUAUCCGCGUGUUAAAGAGUAUUUUUAACUAAAUAAACAGUGUUUAUUUAUUGUUUCUAAUAGUUCCGCUAGCAUGCUACCGUUAGCUUAGCCAGCAGACAGACGUGGAGACACCUGGACACAGUGAGUUUCCUCCAGCUGACCCAGCGUCAGGUGACUGCAGCACCAGCCAUGCUGCUCCACCUCCUGGUACGUCAGCCCCUCUGCUGCCCUCAGUUGUUAACACGAUGCGUCCGGACUCUUCGCUGCGACGCUGCGAGGACGCUGCACUCUCAGGCUGAGCACUUCCUGCGGCGGAGGCUUCCCCUGCGCUUCAGCACACAGAGCCGGGGCGCCAAGAGCCGAAACAGGAAGUCCGAGAGCCAGGAGGAGGCGUGGAAAACCAGGAACAAGACGGUGCUGACGUACAUCACCGCCGCCGGGGUGGGGAUGAUCGGCCUGUCGUACGCUGCAGUGCCGCUCUACAGGCUCUACUGCCAGGCGUCGGGGCUCGGCGGCACGGCGGUGGCCGGCCACGACGCAGAUCUGGUGGAGACGAUGAAACCGGUGAAGGAACGCGUCCUCAAGAUCACCUUCAACGCCGACCGUCACGCCAGCAUGCAGUGGAACUUCAAACCGCAGCAGACGGAGAUCUUUGUGGUUCCAGGUGAGACGGCGCUGGCUUUCUACAGAGCGAAGAACCCCACAGACAAACCCAUCGUGGGCAUCUCCACCUACAACGUGGUGCCCUUUGAGGCGGGACAGUACUUCAACAAGAUCCAGUGUUUCUGCUUCGAGGAGCAGCGUCUGAACCCUCACGAGGAGGUGGACAUGCCCGUCUUCUUCUACAUCGACCCGGAGUUCGACGAGGACCCCCGGAUGGCCCGAGUGGACACCAUCACCCUCUCCUACACCUUCUUCGAGGCCAAGGAGGGUCAGACGCUGCCUCUGCCCGGAUACGGCCGCAAGUGAUCCGUCUGCCGCCGCCGCACUGAGAGGAUCGCCCCAGAUGCUGAACCGGGAGCCGGAUUCUGCUUCAAGACUCAGUCUGAGGAGGCACCGGGUGGAAAAUGUGUAAAAGACAAGAAGGAACGUUCUUCUGCACUUUGUUGAAACCGAAGUACGUGCCGCAGGAAUAUAAGCCUGAAAGAAAAUGGUCCGCCGCACGUCUCGUUGUCCCAGAGUCUCAGCCUGUCAUGUUAGAACUAAUAUAUUCAGAAUAAAGUCGAAAAACUUUUAAUAUUUGAAGUUAGUUUUCACCAAUAAGUUAAUAAGUUGUCUUCUUCACAGCGGGCCGGACGGUCCGGGACGACAAUUUGCACACGAAGCAACUCAUUUUAUUCUGAUUGUCUUGGAAACAUUAAAACGAAACUCAGUCAUCAGAUAUAUUUAUUUUCCCACCACUGGCCCCGAUACUCUCGUCAUAUGAGCCUCAGCAAGCUGAAUGUCCUGGAACCCUGGAAUUCUGCAAUGCAGUGAUUGAAAAGUCCUGAAAACGCCUUGAAAGAGGCAUCAGAAUCUGGAAUUUCGCUCCAUUGGCUGAUAUGUUAGCUUUACUCUUGCAUAUGGUCGAGGUGAAGAAACGUUGAACAGACAGAAAUUAAAAACCAGAACUUUUUCUCGUGUCACUAAAGAGCUUUUUGUUUAUGCACUGAUGCCUGAGAGGAUUUAUCAGAAACUGUAUUGUACGUUUAUCACAGCAGAUAAAAGUUCAACCGGCUGAAGAUGAAUCAAUAAAUAUUGAGUAUGAACCGAG